Baudoinia panamericana UAMH 10762 is the source of this 2370-nucleotide messenger RNA. RefSeq lists its product as uncharacterized. Bases 267 to 2267 code for a protein of 666 amino acids. The record is from RefSeq and is a predicted model, not a curated record. The transcript has a single exon. NCBI's taxonomy places the organism in Eukaryota, Fungi, Ascomycota, Dothideomycetes, Mycosphaerellales, Teratosphaeriaceae.
CAGCGGAGACCCAGUUGAUGUAGGUGUAGCACACGUCAGCAUUGUACUGCACACACAUCUUGUGGUUGGCAGUCGAGUAGCAGCUGUAGGUUAUCAUUCUUGGAAUGGGGUCCUGAUCUUGUUGCCCAGCCUUUCCGACUGUGUGCAUUCCAAUGCACGUCUACGCGACCGGCGCAAACAGCGUCGGGACAAAGCACCGGCCAUCCUUAUCCCACUCUUCGUCAUGGCCAUGCUGUUGCGCAUCGGCUCCAUGGAAGGACUGAGCGAUGCCUGUAGAAACGCGCUCGCAGGCAAGAGCCGCGAGGCGCGGAGGUAACACUGCUUAUGUCCUAAUAUCAAGGGCGGAGUGUGCUGACGAAGCCGUGGAAGACCACACUCGGGACGAUGAUAUCGACUCGCCACCACGCAACCUCAAUACCGCGAGGAAGAACGAAGUCGCGCCAAUUGAUGGAUCCUCCUCGAACCACGGAGCCGCUUCCGAGGGCGAAUCCAUUCUGUUGAACACGGGCCGUGCACAGUCUUGGCCUUUAGCAUCACGCACGCCGAGCUACCGAGGGCGAGCAUCUUCUUUGCCACGACCAGUUGCAGCCAGAAGCAUUUCCAGCUCAACAAACUCACGAUCAUCAGGCUCACCCGCGCCACCAGACUCUGAACGCUCCGACUACUCUGAGCGCACCCACUACUUGGACGACUCUGAUCGGUCGCACGCUGAGAAUGGGGACCUUGCGCCGGACACGCCAUCUCCUCUGUUUUCUGCAUAUGCGGCACUGCUUCUCUUGAUCGUGGUAUACGCCUUCACUUGCGCUUUUCCCGUCAGGGCCCGUAAUACAUCCGUUGCGCCACCAUGUCACGUCAUCGGCAACCCCAACUAUGUUGCGUCUUGCGCUGGAAUGGACGUGUCAAUGAGCCUGCUGUCAGGUGUCGUGAGGAACGCCCCACAACUGCUGUCCGGAUCCUUCUUUCAGACAGCGGAUAUAGGCAUGCACAGCCUGUGCCCCAGCGGGAAGCUGACUGGUGAUGCAUUCUGUGAAUGGAUCUAUUCGGAUGAGGUCCAGGCAGCCAGGCUGGAGCUGGAACUUGCGUACCGCAAGCUACACGGGAGGACGGUUUUGGAGAAGGAGAUACUCUUUCGCGACUCCUCCGUGUUGAAGUCAGUGUCGAGAAUAAGUAACCGAAGACAUUGGGUCCAGCAAGCUGUCGACCAGAAGGCACCACGCCUAGUCCGCCAACUGUAUAGUAUCUUCGGCUUGAGCCUGUCGCUGCAGCGUAUGCAGAACAACUUAUCGGCAGCCUGGUACGCCGUGCUGCAGGACAUUCGUUCCGAGCUCAGCCUCAUGAAAACGCUUGCCUGGGACAUUCGUCAUCACGCCAUUAGAUGCCGGACGGCUGCAAACACGCUCCUGACGCUUUCAGCAGCCCGUACUGGGCUACGCGACACCACUGUCGAUCCCAAGAUGAACACCGUUCUGAAAUACGUCUCGCAUGCCUCUCAGGAGGCGCAUAUGGUACAAGGGGCGACUUACGCCUUUGGUGCCUCCCUUGAGGCCCUCGAGGCCAUCUUGGACUGUUUCGAGCGCGAGUUACGUCGCUCUGCGCCCACGAACGAAAGCGACGAUAUGCCAUGGAAUGCUACGACUGCGUUCAUUGCCCUUAGCGAUUACGCAUUCGCGAAGUUAGUACCAGAUCUGUUCCCAAGACUUCAAGCCAACGUCUUUCGGCUGUCGAUCAAGCAAUGGGCGCUCGAGGAAUGGGGUCACUGCUUGCCAUUACAGUCGAAGAUACCAUUAACUCCUGCGGAGGUUACCACUGGCCCCGCCCUCGACGGUGGGCUUGGCUGUCCGACCUGCCCUUCUCGCUUCCUUCGCAAAUGGUACUCCGCCUUGCCUAACGCUUGGCACCCGCUACGAGACGAAAUGCUUCACCACGAUGUCCCGGUCUGGCCUGGUUUGUUCUUCGCCAGGCGGUUCGUAUGGCAGUCGGUUUAUGUACCUGGCGGCCCACCCAAGAUGACGAAGGUGCCAACGACAGCCGAGGAAUGGUCGAUGCACAUCAGGGCGCCAGUCUGCUUCGAUCUUACCAAAGCUGUAGAUCCCAACAACGGAGAGCAGGAUUUAGCGGAUGCAGUUGUUGGCCGGGAAUGCGGAGCAGUCGGUGGUGUCGCACUCGACCAAUGGUUCCGCAACGCAGGUUACGAGCGUAGAAAGUCUAGCGCUGCAGACUCUUAUAACGGCAGUGACUCUAGUGGAGUCUUCGUUCUAUACAUAUGAGAAGUAUGAUGUACUAUGCAGGCCUAUGGUUAGCUUACAUAGAGUAUCACAGCGGGAGAACAACGCUUGCGCCGUGGUUUCAGAGUAUCCUCUUUUGGCCGGC